Paramecium octaurelia is the source of this 4927-nucleotide messenger RNA. The record is from the annotation of a GenBank genome assembly. Lineage: Eukaryota; Ciliophora; Oligohymenophorea; Peniculida; Parameciidae.
AUGAUUAUCCAAUAUAAGCUUGUGGCGAUUUGCUUAUACUUCUCAUUUGCAUAACUAAAUCUAUUAAUGGAAGAUUUUAAUUCGUUAGGCUUUGGUUCUUAAGGCUGGAAAUGCAAGCCGAGCGAUUCUGAGUCAUUAAUCUACCAUUGCCCUAAUGGUAUGGAUCUAGUUUAAUUGAGCCAGGAGUGUAAUAAGAUAGAAAAAACGAUUUUAAAUAUUCCACCCCAUUAUAGUGUUUAACUUUAUGUUGACUUCGUUGCUUUUAUGACAAUUGAUGGGGGCGAAGUUGCUGAUAUUAGCGCAGAUAACACCAAUAUAUAUUCAUAUUUUAAGGAAUAAGCAGGAUUUUUACCUUUUAGCAAUUAAUGUGAUCCAAACAUAGACAGAUAUGAUAUGAUUACUUCAAUUGUUGAGUUUGUUCAUUCAAGCAGUUAAUUAACGAUAUCGUUCUUUACGAAUAUAAAUGAGCCAUUCCCUAACGAAGGCUAUCCAUUCAGAAAUUUAUAAAUUUACUACAAAUAAUGCCAUUACACAUGUAAAACAUGUUCAAAUGAAGCUUAUAACUAAUGUUUAAGUUGCUUUACAAUCAAUCCCACACCUACAUUGCAAUAAUGUAAAACUUGUGAAGAUUAAUAAAAUCUGAGAUUUUUAUUAUAAACUCAAGGUUGUUUAAUGGAAUGUCCUGAAGGUUAUAGUUAUGAUAAACAGCUUGUUUGUUAAAGAAACCUAAGUAAAAUUAUAAUCCUAAAUAGUGUUGAAAAAUCUUUUAAAUCUCAAUACAUUAUUGCCAAUGACAUCAUAAUAAUUACUUCUAACUUCUAAUUUAAAUCCUGCAAUAAGAUCACCUAUUAGCUGCAAUCCUGUAGAAUCAUAUCUACCAUACUAUCAAGAUGAAGUUUUAUACACAAUCUUAAAUUUAGAUCCCUCAGCAAUAGGUAUUAGAUUAAAAGCCACAAUUAAUAUAUUUGGUUCAUGGACGCCAGAUAAGUAUUUUUAAAUAAAAGUAAAUGGAUAAAUUAUAGAUUCCAUUAAUUUCAAUAACUUAAUCGUAACAACACAGAAUAGUAUUAUAUUAUAUUCGGAUGUAACUAACCAAAUAUGUUCAAGUAAAAAUAAAUUUACAGUAAGAAUUGAAUUAAAUCAAAUCAUUACUGGAUAGGUUGUAAAUCUUUCCUUUAAUGCAUACAAUUUGGUUGAUCAAACAUUAUCAUGGUCUGUUUCAAAUAUAAACUUAGAAUAGGAAGUAUGUUCCCUGAUGUGCGGUUCUUGUGCUGAUAAUUAUAAUUGCGAUGCUUGUUUAUUAUCAUAUUUUUUAUAUAAAGGUUAAUGUAUUUUAGAUUGCCCACCAUAUUCAAAGAUGGUUGGCACUCAAUGCAUAGAUUUGGAUGAAGAAGUAAUUGAUAAAGAAAAGUCAAAAAUAAAAUACUUAGUUAAAGAGUUUUAUGAUAUUUCUACCACAAAAGAGAGAGUAAAUGAAUUAUUCUAAUUGGUGUCUUAGGGUAGUAAUAAUUUUGCGAAAGGAAGUGAUAUAUACUUUUCAUAUGUCCCAGGCAAGAAGGUAUUUGGAGGAGCAUUAGUUUGGGUAAAUGCAGUCUUCAAAUUACAAUUAGAGAUGCCAAAAUACUAUUAUUAAGUUAGAGUUAAUUUUCAGGUUAUUUUGGGAGAUGAUUUUGAUCCUGGAGAUUUCUAAUACUAAAUUAAUUAUUAGAAUAAUGUUAUAUUAACAAAACAAACAUCGAAUCCAAUACAAAAUACAUAGAUUUGGGGUGACAUAAAACCAGAUUAUGUUUUUUAAGUUGAUUAAAUAGUAAAUAAGGACGAUAUUUAAAAUAGGUAUUUGAUAAUAUAAUUUAACUGUAAUAAUCAAAUUAAAUAAGUCUAAUAAGCAUUCUGUGCUAUAUAGAAUUUAUUUAUAACAGCAGAGUUUUAUUGCACAAAAGAAUAUAGAUUUGACAUAUUUAACUAUGAAAAAGGUUUGAAUCCCUGUAUUCCAAUUUGUGGUGAUGGAUUUGUAGUGGAUGAAGAGUAAUGUGAUGAUGGAAAUAUGGAUCCAUUUGAUGGAUGCUUUAGUUGUCAAUAUCAAUGUUAAGAGCAUUGUUAAAACUGCGUAUAUGGCAUAUGUUUAUUCAAUUAAGAAGGAGAGGAUGAAAAUUAGAAGUUUUUUGAAAAUGAAGAAGAUAUCUAAGAAAAAAUCUAUCAUUAUGAUAAUUAGAGUAGUAAUUAUUAUGGGGAAUGUUAGGUUGAAUGUUAAAUUUGCAAAGAGGGGAAUUGUUAUCUAUGUAUGGAAGGCUAUUACAUUGAAUAAAUAACUUAGAUUUGCUAUCUGCAAAUUAUAGGUUGCAGUGAUGAUUAAUAAUGUUCUACAGACAUUCAAAAUAAUGCUUAAAUGAGUAGUAUUGAUUAUAGAGAAUGUUAGAUAGAAUGUUUAAGUUGCAAAUUUGGGCUUUGCUAUGAGUGUCUGCAAGGCUAUUAUCUUGAUUUAAUCACUUUGAAUUGCUAUCUUCUAAUUAUAGGUUGCAAUAAUGUACAAUCAUAUUCUAAGGAGGUUCAAAAACAUUCUAAAAUGAGUGUUUGUGAAAUUGAUAUCUCUUAUUCAACAUUAGAUAGUAUCUACUAAGAUCCAGAUUAUGUAUGUAUAAAUUGUUUGACUUUCGCAUACCAGAGUUGUAAUAAUAAAUGUUCAUUUUGCUAUCAAGGAUAGUGUUUGUAAUGUUAAUCUGGAUACACUCUUUAUGAAAAUCAAGAUUGUCUUUCCAUCUGUGGUGAUGGUCUCUUAAAUAAAGACUAAACAAACUAAGAAUUCUUUGAAUAAUGCGAUAAUCCUCUUAAUGAAGGUUGUCAAAACUGUGUUAUAUUACCUGGUUAUAAAUGUAUACAAGAAGAUAGUUCAUUAUGUUGGACAUGCGAUUCAAAUUGUUUAAAAUGCAUAGUUGAUGAAGAUAAUCAAUUAGUUUGUUAAUAGUGUAUUGACGGUUAUUAUGCUGUAAGUAGUUUUUGUUUAAUAUGUGAUGAUAAUUGCAUUACGUGUAAAGAUGAUUCAGCUCUUUGUACUUCAUGCUAUAGAGAUGAUUGCUAAAAAUGCGAGGCUAUACCUGGCUUAUAUACAGAUUAUGAAAUUAAGAAAUGUAUUCCUUAAUGUGGAGAUGGUAUCAAAAUUCAGUAUUAUGAAUAAUGCGAUGACGGCAAUAUAAUUGAUGGAGAUGGCUGUGAUUCAGAGUGUAAUUCCGAACUCCCUUAAGAAUAAUAUUCUAUUGGAGUUAAACGUCUUAAUGGAUUAUCAUCCAACGAUCUCAGCAUAAUUCAAGAUUCGUAUAUUCAAUUGAAUUGUUUAAAAACAACAGUAUCUAUUGAUGGUUUCGAUAAAGAGCAGUUUAUCUAUAAUUCUACUAGCAGUGACACUGGAUGUAAAAUUUAAUUUUAAUUCUUCAAAUCGAUUUAUAAAACCAAUCUAAUACACAUCUAUAUAUAAUUUCAAGAAAUUUAUACUAGAAUAUUGGAAGAACAAAACUAAUAAUAUAAGGAAAUUUAAGUGGAUCCAAUUGAAUAAAUAAUUUUAGAUGAUAGUCAAUAAGCUUAGGCUGAUGCUAUUUCUAGUGCUCAAUCUAGUCUAUCUUUAUUAAUUUGGAUUCUAGCUCCACUUUCAAUUCUAUUUGGAUUAUUUGAUUAUUUAUGGGCAGUCCUGGAAAUCCUGAGUUGGAUCAACAAUUUCUACUUUUUCAAUGUUAAUUUUCCAUUCAAUGUUUAGAUCUUAUUUUUGAAUAGUGAUUGGUCAUCAAUAGUCAAUUUUCCAACCUAUUAAAAUUUGAAUUAGCCAGGUUGUGAUUAUUAUUUUGAAUCGCCUCCAAGAUUCUCUGAAAAAGGUGUUGAUCCACUAUUUAUUAAUAAUGCUUAAGUACCAGCCUUCUUUAUUUUUACAUCCAUUAUACUAUACUUUGUCAGUUUGAUAAUUGAAUUCUUUUUCAAAGUAAUAGAUAAGCUUUUCGAAAAAAAAGUUCCAUUACAUAAUCAUACAACUUUUUCAAUUUAAAAAUAACAGGAUGUUCAACUGCAUUAUCAAAAAUAAUCUUAAUAUUUAACUAAAUCGAAUAAAUAUACUUAAUAUUUGGUUUAAAAGCUAAAAAUGGUGUCUAAUAGUUUUUAGAGUAGAAUUAAACAGACAAUAACUCUGUGUCUAUUAGAUUUAACUAUGGCUAUUACACUUCAAUUAAUUUUUGGAAAACAAUUUUAUCAUAAGAUGAUAUUAAUCAACACAAUUCUAGCACUAUCAUUUUGUGUCUUAAUAAUAUAUUAAUUAAGACAGUCAUAUUAUGUUAUAGGUAUUCAUAAAAGUCUAGCUGAAUUUCCUCUUUUCUAAUAAAAAUAUGGGUGCUACUUUGAGAAUAUUAACAUUGAAAAUACUUUUGGACUCAAAUUUAAUUUCUUUGGACUCAUUCGUAAGAUAACCUAUAUUUUUUGUCUUGUCUAUUUUUACUACACUCCUCUUUUAUAAACUACACUCUGCUUUAUAUCUUGUUCCUCGGGUGUUUUAUUACUUCUUUACUCAAAUCCAUUUGAAAGUAAAGGGCAAUUGUAUAAACAAUUAAUCUCAGAAUCAGGAUUGAGUUUGAUUAUUUUUAUUACAAUUCUGCUAUCUAUUGAUGACUUAUUGAAUAAGAUGGAAGAAUAAACUAAAAUCAAUAUGGGAUGGGUUAUUAUAUCUUUGGUUUUAAUAUGUGUAUUUUGUGAAAUCAUAACUUUGAUUUUUGAAAUUUGCAGAUUGCUUUAUGAAAUAACAGUCUAAACUUUUAAGUUUCUAAUAAAGAAGCAUUAAGCCACUGAGUAAAUAGAAACCAAUAAUGAAACAUAACAACCUAAUGUCCCUGAGACGAUAAUUUUAAACAGACUAUCCUUCAAGCAUCAUCACCAACUUCAUCAGUAUUACUAAUGA